CUGUAAAGAAACCGGAAGGGAGUGGAGGACCCGAGACGAACAAGACAAGCUGAAAACAUGGCGUUAGGAGAUGCGUGGAAACAAAUAUCGUGGUUUUAUUAUCAGUAUCUUCUUGUCACGGCACUGUACAUGUUGGAGCCUUGGGAGAGGACCGUCUUCAAUUCUCUCCUGAUAUCUGUAGCAGCCAUGGCUGUAUACACUGGCUUCGUGUUUAUGCCACAGCACAUCAUGGCCAUUUUACACUACUUUGAGGUGAUCCAAUGACCAGCACGCCAACGGCUGCCCCAAGGUUUCCCCCUGGUGGUUCGAAACAGGAGUUCUCCUGUCAGCCUCUUAUUCUCUCCUUGCAUUUAGUGAACUGAAACUGGGGAAAUCCGAUGACAAGCAGGCAGAGGAGUCGUAUAAACCAUUCCAUUGUCGUAUCUGUGGCUAUGGACCCUGUAUGAGUGCACAACUUCUGAGACUCUAAGCACAUACUGCCCUGUUAGUAAAUGGUGCCCUGAUAGUCAGCGAUCAUUGUAUAUACAAUGCUGCAGUUUUUAUAAAACUUUUUUUUUUUUUUUUUUUUUGCUUCGAGGGCAGUGAUUUAUUGAGAACGCUAAAUAUUUUCUGAUAAUAAAUGUGUAUAUUUAAGUGUAUACAUAUUUGUAUCCGUUUUAUAAAGAUUUAUUUUGACUGGUGAUUAAAUGAUUUUGUUUGCCACAGUGGCACAUUGUAUACACUGUAUGCAUUGUAUAGAACUUGUAUCCUUUUCAUGACCUUCUGUGAGAGCCAGUGCAGAGAUCUGCCUGUACAGAAAAUUGAUUCAGGCUGCUAUUUUAAACUUAAUCUGGGUGGUAACACUCUGGCUCCUUCUCCAUAUAUAUUAUUAAAAAAUAUUAUUAGUAUAUUAUUAAAAAAAACACAAUCCAGUAAAAAAAAAACCUCUUUUACUUUAUGUUGAACCUACAUUUUCUUUUAGAUGGCUUUACACAAGUUUCAGAAGUUAUUUAUUUAUCUUCAUGGAGUGUUUUGUAUGUUCUUAAUACUGUGUGACUGUCAUUCUGCCUGAAAAGCAACUAGAGUCUCUUUGGAAAUGUUGAACCUCCCAAAUCUCAAGGUCAAUGAUCUGACACACACUAAAAGAGGAAUUUGUUUUUGAUGUGGUUAUCAGUCAGGAAACUAUAGUUUAGUCUGCGAGGACCAAAAUUCCUACAGUAUGCUUGAAUAAACAUACUUUAUUUAAUCUUCA
Molecule: messenger RNA, 1231 nt
Organism: Hemibagrus wyckioides
Lineage: Eukaryota; Metazoa; Chordata; Actinopteri; Siluriformes; Bagridae
Gene: sptssa
Product: serine palmitoyltransferase, small subunit A
Exons: 2
Coding region: 58-264 (68 amino acids)
Biological process (GO): ceramide biosynthetic process
Cellular component (GO): serine palmitoyltransferase complex
Molecular function (GO): serine C-palmitoyltransferase activity
Source: RefSeq, a predicted model, not a curated record